CCAGGACGACGAAAAUGUAUAUACUAUAGGAUAGGUCGAAAGGUAUCUUCUUCGUUCUUGAAUCGUACCAACGAGAGGGAGAGAGAGGGAGCAGAGAAAAGCAACGAAUUAAGAAGAGCUCCGAAGCCCUGUCAUCAAUGGCGGCGAAGAGAGAGAAACUUCUGACCAAGGUUGCGGAGUCUUUUAAGGAACUUGCUAAUUGCGUGGAAUCUCCGACGCCGCGUCUCGAGGUUGGGCAGCUCGCUUCCGCUUGCCGCGAUGUUGCCACUAUCAUAGGCUGCUUAGGAAUGGCUUUCAAGUUCGUCUUCAUCGCAUAUUCGGCCAAGGUGGACUGCAUCAGAACAGGGGGAGAAAUCGGCGUUGAGAAAGUUGCUCAGAGAGGUGCCGAAGUUGAGAUGGAGUCCGAAGGCAUGGGUGCCCAGGUGGAGGAGGCUCUAGGCGAAGCUAGAUCCGAGGGGCAGACGGCCCCAACCAUGGUUGCCAUUGUGGAGGCGACGCCAAGCGAGGCACUGCUGGUCUCAUCGCUGGGCGCGUCGAUGGGUGAGAUGCUUGGUGAGGCGCCAUCUUGCUGGAGGAGAAUAAAGAGCGAGCAUGGAGGAGAGCAUGGAUUGGGCGAGUAG
Molecule: messenger RNA, 620 nt
Organism: Ilex paraguariensis (yerba mate)
Lineage: Eukaryota; Viridiplantae; Streptophyta; Magnoliopsida; Aquifoliales; Aquifoliaceae
Source: the annotation of a GenBank genome assembly